Molecule: messenger RNA, 949 nt
Organism: Drosophila biarmipes
Lineage: Eukaryota; Metazoa; Arthropoda; Insecta; Diptera; Drosophilidae
Gene: Spf30
Product: survival of motor neuron-related-splicing factor 30
Exons: 3
Coding region: 73-804 (243 amino acids)
Biological process (GO): regulation of alternative mRNA splicing, via spliceosome; mRNA processing
Cellular component (GO): nucleus; cytoplasm; precatalytic spliceosome
Molecular function (GO): RNA binding
Source: RefSeq, a predicted model, not a curated record
UCGUUAUCGGUGCGGUCACUCUGUUCACAAGGUUUGUUUAUGAUUAACUUAUAAUAACAGAUAAUUAGUAAAAUGGCGGAUGAUUUACAAAACUAUAAAUUGCAGUUGCAACAGGUUGAAGCAGCUCUUCAAACUGAUCCAGAAAAUGACGAGCUUUUAAAACUUAGAAGUGAUCUUGGCGAAGUUAUCGCUCUAACUCGCGAUCUGAUACAAACUCAACUAGAAGAACAACAUAAAUCUUCAUAUGUGGAGCCGUCUUCAACUAAAACAGCGUCCUCCAAUUAUUUCGACGAAAUCGAAGCUGCCCUUUUAGAGGCAGAAAAGUUGGUCUCAGCUGCUAAAAUUUGGAAGAUAGGAGAUAAAUGUCAAGCUAAAUGGAAGGAAGAUCGUCAGUACUACGACGCAACUAUAGAAGAUAUAUCAAGCCAAGGAGAAGUAAAUGUAAUAUUUGAUGCCUAUCAAAAUCGAUCUACGACACACGUCAACGAGCUGCGAGAGCGAACUACUCGCAACGAAGUUUUUCCUUCUAACAAGCGACACAGACCCAAUCAAAAGGAAUAUUUAAAGAAACGAAAGCAAAAAAAACAACAGAGAUUCAAAGAUUUGGAAGAGGAACGUGAAUCCGACAAAAAUAAAUGGCUAAACUUUACCACUAAAAAUCAAAAAAAAAACGGUAUGAAGGCGAAAAGUAUAUUCGCCUCUCCAGAUAAUGUAAGCGGCAGAGUAGGAGUCGGUACGUGUGGGACUGCAGGAAAAGGAAUGACUGAUUUUACAGUGGGCGAAAAAUAUAGAAAGGGUCUUUAAACUGUUAAAUUAAUUUCCGGCAAAAAAAAUGUAAAAACACUUAGAUAUUUAUAGAUAUGGAAACAAAGCAGAUUUUCAGAUACCCGUUACUAAGCUACCCAUGUUUAAAAUAAAUUUAUUUUUAAAUAGAGGCAAAAAAACUUGA